AUGGCCUGGAGGCAAACGCUUUGCGUGCCUUGCUGUUUGUUCUCUUUGCAACUCCACUUCAUCACGCCCCGUCUUCAUGUGCGCAUUCACACACACACACACAUCCAACACACACUCGUGCACACUGUUACUGGGCGAACAUGCCUUCAUAAUGAAAGAGUCUACUUUUCUGGCAGAUGCUUCCUCUUUUUCAAUGUGGGCUGCCAGGCGGCUCGAAGCUUUAUUCUUCCAAAAUCCUCACAAGCAGGUACCCAUUUGCAGAUGCGCUAUUAUUUACUGCCUUGGGAGUCGGAUCGAUCAGCUGAGGCUUCCGCCCUCGUCUCGGGCGAGAGCCCAUUCGUUGCUCCAGCUUGUCCCGUCUGGAGUGUCUGGCUGGUGCAUGUCUUUCCCAGUCCUCCAGUUCUCGACUUGAAGGCUAGAAGACCAUCUUGA
This is a messenger RNA of Protopolystoma xenopodis, 432 nucleotides long. The record is from the annotation of a GenBank genome assembly. Lineage: Eukaryota; Metazoa; Platyhelminthes; Monogenea; Polystomatidea; Polystomatidae.